UUUAUCGGGCUCGAAGUACGUACGCUACCAUUUCGUGCACGACAACAAAACGGGGAGAGACCAAGUUGAAUAACUGUCAUUAUAACACUGGAGAAAACCAUAAUUCGGAAAGUUAAGGAUAUAUUAAAAGAAGUAAAACAAUGACAACCUUAAGGCAGCUACCAAAGAAGUUUGGCUGUUUGUUACGACAUGGUUCAAGGAGACAGUUCUCAGUCACAACAAGGGCCUCCGCAGGAGUAAAUUUUGAAUUAUCAGAUGAACAGAAAGAGUAUAAAGAUUUGGCCCGGAAAUUUUGCAGGGAGGAAAUAGUCCCCAAUGCUCCACAUUAUGAUAAAACAGGGGAGUACCCUUGGGAUAUCAUCAAGAAAGCUCACAGUCUUGGUCUGAUCAACAUGCACAUUCCCAAGGAACAGGGGGGUUUGGACCUGGGAAUCUUUGACACUUGUCUGGUCACUGAAGAACUGGCCUAUGGCUGCACAGGAAUCCAGACUGCCAUAGAGGCAAACUCAUUAGGGCAAAUGCCUGUGAUAAUUGCUGGUAACAAAGCUCAAAAGGACAAAUACCUCACUCGUAUGAUCGAGGAGCCAUUGAUGUGUGCAUACUGUGUGACAGAACCAGGGGCAGGGUCAGAUGUAGCAGGGAUCAAGACCAGAGCGGUCAAAAAAGGGAAUGAUUAUGUUCUCAAUGGCCAGAAAAUGUGGAUCACAAAUGGCGGACAUGCUAACUGGUACUUUGUUUUGGCCCGGACGGCAGAGGACCCAAAGACGUCUGCAGGCAAAGCCUUCACAGGGUUUAUUGUGGACAGAGACACCCCCGGAAUCACAGUGGGCAGAAAGGAGUGGAAUAUGGGACAGAGAGCUUCUGAUACCCGAGGAAUCACUUUUGAGGAUGUGGUUGUUCCAGCAGAGAAUGUAUUGGGCUCAGAAGGAAUGGGAUUCAAGGUUGCAAUGGGAGCAUUUGAUAAGACAAGGCCACCGGUGGCUGCUGGGGCUGUAGGUUUGGCCCAGAGGGCUUUGGAUGAAGCCACCAAGUACUCCAUGGAGAGGAAAACGAUGGGAAAACUCAUUUGUGAGCACCAAGCUGUUGCCUUUAUCCUGGCUGACAUGGCCAUUGGUGUAGAGGCAGCCCGUUUAUCUACCAUGAGGGCUGCCUGGGAGAUUGACCAGGGGAGAAGGAACACUUACUAUGCUUCCAUCGCCAAGGCUCUGGCUGGGGAUGUUGCCAACAAAUGUGCCACUGAUGCUGUACAGGUGUUUGGAGGAAAUGGCUUCAAUUCUGAUUAUCCAGUUGAGAAACUGAUGAGGGAUGCAAAGAUUUAUCAGAUCUAUGAAGGAACAGCCCAGAUUCAGAGAGUAAUCAUAUCUAGAGAAUUACUGACACAAGCCAAUAGCUAGGAUAAUCAAACAAUCUGGUACUGUCGCAGAUUAAAUGGCAGUUUGUGAUACUAUGCUACAUGAAUGUAAUUUAGACAGAUACAGUGUAUUGACUCCAUUAUAUAUAACUUAUUUCAAUGCAAAUUACAUGCAUAUUUGAUGGGAGGGAUAACAAAUUGUUAAAAUAAAUUUAUCUUGUUAUAUUCUUGAAUCAUUUGAUACUGGUAGCUAGUAAUUAUAUAUUUCAUUACUCAUAUCUUUUUUCUUAUAGAAAUAAACAUGAUUCAUGAUAAA
Magallana angulata is the source of this 1667-nucleotide messenger RNA. RefSeq names its product medium-chain specific acyl-CoA dehydrogenase, mitochondrial-like. The record is from RefSeq and is a predicted model, not a curated record. The transcript has 12 exons. Gene Ontology annotation, molecular function: flavin adenine dinucleotide binding; medium-chain fatty acyl-CoA dehydrogenase activity. Bases 141 to 1394 code for a protein of 417 amino acids. NCBI's taxonomy places the organism in Eukaryota, Metazoa, Mollusca, Bivalvia, Ostreida, Ostreidae. Gene Ontology annotation, biological process: medium-chain fatty acid catabolic process; fatty acid beta-oxidation. Gene Ontology annotation, cellular component: mitochondrion.